This is a messenger RNA of Naegleria gruberi, 396 nucleotides long. RefSeq lists its product as uncharacterized. Lineage: Eukaryota; Heterolobosea; Eutetramitea; Acrasida; Naegleriidae. The transcript has a single exon. The record is from RefSeq and is a predicted model, not a curated record. The coding region runs from base 1 to 396 and encodes 131 amino acids.
AUGCUGGAAAGUGUAAAGCAAGUACUUGAAGAAAUCAAAAUCAAAAGAGUAACUGAAAAAGAUAUUGAAACACCAUUUCCCCUUGUUGUCUUGAGUGAUUUCAUUUCAGAUAACGAGGAUUGCCAAAUUAUUGCAGGCUACAUGCUUCAGUUUGUGGAAGAGCAACUUGCCAGUGCCAUUCAUAUUUCUAGCAAUCACACAACUUUGUUAGAAGAAGAGUGUGGCUCAAUAUCUUUGAAAUCUAAUGAUGAGAAGAUUGCCAGCUUUGUAAAUGGUGAAAUAACCUUGCCAGAUGAAAAAAUAGCCAAAGUAAUUGACGCUAUCAUCAAAACAGAAGCAGAUGAAAUCAAAGGAACCCUAAAACAAAUGUCAAACAUUAUGUCAUCAUUGUGUUGA